Messenger RNA from Paramisgurnus dabryanus, 5980 nucleotides. NCBI's taxonomy places the organism in Eukaryota, Metazoa, Chordata, Actinopteri, Cypriniformes, Cobitidae. The record is from RefSeq and is a predicted model, not a curated record.
UCCAUGCAUGACAAGAAUGAGGAGUUUUUUGGGGGAGGCUCUAAAAGCAGCGCAGCGACGCAUGCACUUGCGCGUCAAGGGUAUGAAUCGGGGGACCCGGGGGCAUGACAGUGUUCAUUUUUGGGGUCCCGGGGACUUUCUAAGGCCACGCGGGGAAAUGCCCAUUUGCAGUUUAUGUCCAUUAUUCUCUUUUGUGGCCUACUCCAAUGGCACUCAAUUCACUUCAAUGGCAUUUUAUUCCGAUUGCGCGUGGGCGGUGCCCCGUGCGGCUCAAGGGGGUUCUGUCAGGCUGAGCUCGACGUAUGAGUACCGCCUCUGUCCCGACAUGCAAAGGACAUAGUUUGGGGUGUACUGCAAUUAAUUGCACGUACUAAAUUGCAAACGGGCAGAAUAGCGGCGUAACCGACGCGGUGAGGAAAAGUCCGAUGGGCCCGAGCUUUCAGUAUGUCGCACGGCUAGCGAGGCACUGUCGGUGCGCGACGUUCCGCAGUCCCACGUGAUUCGGAACCGCAUGUCGCUCCGUUUCGGAACCUCACCGAUACGGUCUAGAGGCGCAGGUGCACCAGAAGGUUUGAAGAGGUUUUUUGCCUCAGAUGUCGCAAGAUCCCCUUUUCGGCACCCGGUGUCAAUAUGUCGCCCGGUGGCCCGGGACGUGACGAGUCGUGCGAUUUGGGGCCUGCGGAACCUUUUCGGAAGAAGCCCACGUUCAAAUUACGGCAAUUCUUUUCCGUAGCGGCUACGCUGACGUGUCCCGAUCGUUACGAAUUUUGAGUAUGUUUGUCGUCAAUAGUCCCUGACGCGCCCCAUGCGACGGCGUUAUCCUGCGACAUUGUUUACGCACCGCUAUGGCCAAAAAGAUUGGCAAAGGCCGCGAAGGCACACUGUGAUAAAUCAGAGUCGGGCGAUCUCCCGCGCAGGCUAGAAAGGCCGCUCGACUCCGAAACUCCGCCCUCCCGUUACGUGGCCCGCCACUGUCUACGUGUUGAAAUUGCGUCGCCGCAGAGUUUUCCCGAGCCGAGUUGCCGACCCUAGCCCUAACCCUAGCUUUAAGCCCACGUCCAAUUCGGAAAACACCAACUCGGCCAAGGAACGUCGUAGAGACGUGCGGUUGGUGUCAUUUGAAAGCUCCCUCGGCCCCCUUCAAAACGCCCCCACCCCCAGGUCUCUAGGACCUCCCCUUCCGGAGAUAUAACAAAUGAGCUUAAAUAUUCAAAUGCCCGUAGCUCCGCCCCCGAAUGGGACACGUCCUUGAACUUGGGCUUGUUGGAAAGGUCUGAUUCGGGCCUUUCCAACGAACCCAAGUUCAAGUCUCUCCGACCUUCCUCAGCCAAGUAAAAGAGCCCUAAACUUUAGCCUAUUUCACUCAAUUCACUUCAAUGGCAUUUUAUUCCGGUUGCUCGUGGGCGGUGCCCCGUGCGGCUCAAGGGGGUUCUGUCAGGCUGAGCUCGACGUAUGAGUACCGCCUCUGUCCCGACAUGCAAAGGACAUAGUUUGGGGGGUGUGUAUUGCAAGUAAUUGCACUAACUAAAUUGCGAUCGGGCAGAAUAGCGGCGUAACCGACGCGGUGAGGAAAAGUCCGAUGGGCCCGAGCUUUCAGUAUGUCGCACGGCUAGCGAGGCACUGUCGGUGCGCGACGUUCCGCAGUCCCACGUGAUUCCGAACCGCAUGUCGCUCCGUUUCGGAACCUCACCGAUACGGUCUAGAAGUGCAAGUGCAUCAGAAGGUUUGAAGAGGUUUUUUGCCUCAAAUGUCGCAAGAACCCCUUUUCGGCACCCGGUGUCAAUAUGUCGCCCGGUGGCCCGGGACGUGCCGAGUCGUGCGAUUUGGGGCCUGCGGAACCUUUUCGGAAAAAGCCCACGUUCAAUUUACGGCAAUUCUUUUCCGUAGCGGCUACGCUGACGUGUCCCGAUCGCUACGAAUUUUGAGUAUGUUUGUCGUCAAUAGUCCCUGACGCGCCCCAUGCGACGGCGUUAUCCUGCGACAUUGUUUACGCACCGCUAUGGCUAAAAAGAUUUGCAAAGACCGCGAAGGCACACUGUGAUAAAUCAGAGCCGGGCGAUCUCCCGCGCAGGCGUGAAAGGCCGCUCGACUCCGAAACUCCGCCCUCCCGUUACGUGGGCCGCCACUGUCUACGUGUUGAAAUUGCGUCGCCGCAGAGUUUUCCCGAGCCGAGUUGCCGACCCUAGCCCUAACCCUAGCUUUAAGCCCACGUUCAAUUCGGAAAACACCAACACGGCCAAGGAACGUCGUAGAGACGUGCGGUUGGUGUCAUUUGAAAGCUCCCUCGGCCCCCUUCAAAACACCCCCACCCCCAGGUCUCUAGGACCUCCCCUUCCGGAGAUAUAACAAAUGAGCUUAUAUAUUCAAAUGCCCGUAGCUCCGCCCCUGAGAGGACCACGUCCUUGACCUUGGGCUUGUUGGAAAGGUCUGGUUCGGGCCUUUCCAACGAACCCAAAAGUAAGUCUCUCCGACCUUCUUUGGUCGAGUUAAAGAGCCCUAAACUUUAGCCUAUUUCACAUGUUUUACUCACAUAAAAACACUAAGUCCAAGCCAAGGUCUGUGUGCACACUGUGACCUUUAACCUCCAUGAGCUAAAGUGAACAAAACAUUAUUAAUGUGUGUCAUAUGUGCAUACAAGGCCUGCGCGCACACUGCGUGUCGUAUGUGCAUACAGGGCCUAAGUGCAUGCAUUAUUAAUGUGUGUGAUAUGUGUAUAAUGUGCAUACAAGGCCUGUGUGCAUAAUGUGUGUCAUGUGUGCUUAAUGUGCAGACAAGGUCUGUGUGCACACUGUGACCUUUAACCUCCACAAGCUAAAGUGAACAAAGCUUUAUGAAUGUGUGUCAUAUGUGCAUAACGUGCAUACAAGGCCUGCGUGCACACUGCGUGUCAUAUGUGCAUACAGGACCUAUGUGCAUGCAUUAUUAAUGUGUGUGAUAUGUGUAUAGUGUGCAUACAAGGCCUGUGUGCACAAUGUGUGUCCUAUGUGCACAGAAGACCUGCGUGCACACUUUAACCUCCAUGAGCUAAAGUGAUAAAAGCAUCGUUGAUGUUUGUCAUAUGUGCAUAAUGUGCAUACAGGGCAUGCGGGCAUACUGUGACUCAACAAAGUGCACACUAAAUUUCAUAUAAUUAAUAAAAAAUUGAUUUAGAAUUAAUAAAGUAUACACUACUUAGUAUAGUUCAAUGGUAUUUAGCUGUCGUAGUCCACAAACUGCAAAGGAAAGUGCGUGUAGUCCACAAUCUGCAAAGGGAAGUGUGUGUAGUCCACAAACUGCACAGGAAAAAGGCUUGCGAUCCACAAUCUGCAUCAGACAUAUUUGUUUACAGAGUUGUUUACAAACUCAAGGGAUCAAUGCAGAUAGUCCACAAAUUUCAUAUCCCAUUUCAUAAUACUUUAAAUUGCCAAGUUACCACAGUACCACUUCUAAUUUGUGAACGUUAGUGAUAGCUCUUUGAAUAUGGCAAUCGAUAGCUGCCCGAUCUGCUUUAAAAGCUUUUCUCAAUUGAGCCAGCACCUCCGGGUGACCCACGGGAUAAAGAACUUGACCGAGAGGAAGCUGCUCCUCGCGCUGCAGUCGGGUAGGGUCAGUGUCCGUGAGGGACACUGCCCUGUCCCGGCCUGCCAAAAGGAGACGUCGAGGCUGGACCGGCACCUAAAGUCUCACACAGAGCUCACGGUGGCAGCUCGCAGGGCAGCCGUGGCCGAGAUGAAGAGGAAGAAAGUCAUGUCGGACUUGGCUGCCCUGCGUGCCACGGGACCGGAGGUUCCAAUGGCUUCCACGCUUGACCUGGAGGAGGCGGAGGGCCGAGCGGAGAUGGCGAGCGGCGAUGAAGAAGUCUGUGAGCGGGGGGCUUGCCGGCAGGCGAGGGAGAUGGUGGCUGACCUCAACAGCCAGGUUGAGACCCUCUCUGGCACGUUAAGGGAACUGACCCGUCGGUUCCGAAAAAUGCAGCGGCGGUGGAAGAAGGGGCCUGCGGCGCACUUGAACCAAGUGACUCGUAAGUUAAUGGGGUCGUUCUCGGAUGACAGGGAGCACGACGGCGAGGAAGAUUUCGUGCCGCCUACCCCGCUGCAGCAUCCAUCCACCCCCCCGGCGUCCUCCUCCUCACAGCAGUCCAUUCCAAAUUCGCCUGGGCGCUCCGGCAAGUCCAGCCCCAACCCUCACUUCCCCGACCACGUCUCGGCCUUGAACGUCCUGAUGGAGCAGUACAGGGAUCAUCAAGAGGGGCCAGAUCCCACCCCGAAGCUCCGGGAGAACGUGAGCGGUAAAAUCUACCGCAUCCGAAAAUUUAUGGCGUACAUGGCGAUGGAGGGUGGAAGGCUUCAGACCCUCGAGUUUCUUGACAAUUCGGAGCGGCUCCGCAAGUGGGUGUCGAGCCUGAGGGUGACGGCAAUGAAAGAAACAACCUUGAACCACUAUUUAAAAAAUGUUUCCCAAUUUUUAGACUACAUUGCCGCCACCCCGCCUCCGACCUGCCGCCUCUCAAAGAAGGCCAUGUUGGGCAUCCGCAGGGAAGUGAAGUUGAUGCUGAGGUACAUGAGGCGCCCCGUCACGGUGCACCAGAUGUCGGUGAAGCGCAAGAAAGACGAGCGCCUCAUCAGCAAGGCCCUCUUGGGGCUUUGCAGAGAGCGCUCAAAGGCGGGGAUCAACGAGAAACUCGAGCAGCUGAAGUCUGAGAGGUCCCAAAAGGCACAGUACCUGCUUUACGGGUACAUGACGGCGUUCCUGGCCUCCAUCUAUGGCCACAGGUGCGGCGUUUACCAGAACAUGACCAUUGAGGAGGUCAGGAACGCCGUCCAUACGUCCGACACAUGGCUGAUAAAUGUCAACAUGCAUAAGACGAACCAGGCCUUCGGGCCUGCUCAGAUCGCCCUGAGCAAGGAGGAGUACGGAUGGUUCACGCGAUUCUUGGAAAUCAAGGAUGACCUUGUGGGCGGGCCUGGGGCAACAUUUUUCUUCUUCACUUCAUCCAAAAAACCGUGCAAAAACCUCAACAACUAUUUUCAAGCGGCGUGGGCGGAUAUGGGGCUUCCAGGGAGCCCCACGUUCACAGACCUCCGGUCCGCCAUUGCGACCCAUGCACGGAACGCGGCCGACACGGAGAGCCGUACCAAGAUGGCCCGUUUCAUGUGCCACGACACGCGCACGGCGGACAAAUUUUAUGCCUGCAAUCUGACGGCGAAGCAGGCGUGGGAGCACCGCACGCUCUUUGAGACGGCGCUGGAGGGGCCGGAUGCCACACCCGAAAAGAACACCGAAAGCCGUCCAAAAAAGGCGUCCCGGAAGCGGCCUGCUGCAGCGGUCCAGCCCGACUCCGAGUCGAUGUCCUCGGCGACGACGACCGAGGACGAAGACGAGCCGGUGUUCCAGGAGUCUGGCGUGUCUGCAUUGGAGUCUGACGAGUCUAACUCGGAAGACCACAGGGCUGGACCAUCGGCGAUUGCGCAGUGUAAAAAGCUGACGGUGACACUGACGCCACUGAAAAGGAAUCCACAUAAAAGGAGCAUCCAGAAGGUGAUGAAAAGCCCCUCCAGCGCCAAAUCGACACCAGGGAAACCGAAACGGCCAAAGGUCCAAAAGGUCUUCACUCCACAGGCCAUCGCCAAGGCAAAGGUGGCCCAGAAAAAGGUGAAGAAAAUGCUGAAGAAGCGUUCACAGAAAAAGAAGUGAUCCCCAGGCCUGCCCCAAGAUUUUUGGACUGUUCUACCCUGUUCUGCCCCGUUCUGCCCCGUUCUUACCCAUCUGCGUUCUGAACUGUUCUGCCCCGUUUUUUUUCGUCGUUCUUAACUGUUUUGCCCCGUUCUUUCCCCCGUUACGAACUGUUCUGCCCCGUUCUGCCCCGUUCUUACCCCGCCCCGUUCUUCCCCAAUGUGCCCCGUUCUGCAUCGUUCUUUCACCGUUGUUAACUGUUUUGCCCCGUUCUUUCUGCUUUGUGAACUGUUCUGCCCCGUUCUGCCCCAAUGUGCCCCGUUCUGCC